Messenger RNA from Linum trigynum, 5365 nucleotides. NCBI's taxonomy places the organism in Eukaryota, Viridiplantae, Streptophyta, Magnoliopsida, Malpighiales, Linaceae. The record is from the annotation of a GenBank genome assembly.
UUAAGGAGAGAAGGAAUGGGGAUGUACUUUGAGACCUUGGAAAUCGGAGGAGAGGGAAAAGAAAUGGCUGCAGCUAGAUACUCUUGAACCGCCAUUUUUGCCCUUGUUGUUGCUCAUGCGAUCAACUGUGGAGGGGAGUAGUGGCUAGUAGUUGAAUCAAAUAAUACAGGUAUGGCUCCCUACACUUGUCUUGAGCGGUCGAAUGUUUUGUAGAGGAAAGGAUGGGUCGGAUUAGUACUCCGGUAAGGGAUUAAGAGAAGAAAUUAUAAAAGUUAUUUUAGAUGGACGGGAUUAAAUUUAUGAUAAAACCAUACAGGCUAGCUGUUAGUGGUGAUUAGAGUAUUUAUGCAUGUAGGAAUAGGGUGGUGCAUGUGGGGUUGGUUUGGCUAAUCUGUGAAUUUGUAGAUGCAUCAUGUUGUGAGAUGUAGAAAGCCUCUCUAAAAUGGAGGGUAGCAAUUGAGACAAAGCCACCUUUAUAAAAUGGACAGGGGGUCACAGGGAUAGUAGGGUAGUAGAAGUGUAAGAAUGCCAAUUCUUGUUAUAUUGGAAUUAUAAUUGGAGUAGAGAUUUUAUGGUCAAAUAUGAAUUUAAUUAGAAUGGGACGAUUUGAAUGAUUAAAAGAUUGUUCAUUGAAUAUCUUUAUAUAGAUUUAUAAAGGAAAUGAGCAAGAUGGAACAUCAACAUGGAGCAAAGUUAUGGCCGAGUAAUUAAGCAGUGAGUAAAUCUUAACCUAAUGCUUAUAUUAAUACGACUAUAGUAUUCGGGUCAUGAAGUGACUCGAGUACAGGGUAAGUUAGUAUUGUUUGAUUCGUGUGAUAUCAUAUUGUAGUUUGUAUGAGAAUGGAUAAUGACUUGUAUGUGUGCAUACUUACUUGAAUGAUCAUGUUGGUAUGUGACAUGUAUUGUAUAAUAUAUUGCAUGAUGGUUUUCGGUAUGAUAUAUGGUCUAUGACGAUUGAGAAUAUGGAAAUGGCCUAUAAGGCACAAGAUUGAGAAAGGUCAGAAGAUGGUUAAAAGUAUACUAUCUGUAUAUGAAAGGGAAAUUGAUUGGCCUUUAUGGCAUACAUGGAAAUGUUAUUGCAUGGUCACCUAAACCAAACAUAAUGCUUGCCUUGUUAUACACUCAACACAAGAUAUGGGAAAAGGGAGAACAUGGUAUGAUGACACCGGACGGUGAUUCGUUCCGUGGUGGUAUAUGUGAUAUGAUGAGCUGGGCUGGGUACGUCCCGCAGUGGUAUAAUGGCAUCAGGCUGAGAUACGUUUCGCGGUGAUAAGUUUUAUUAGAACCAGUGGUAAUCCCUAUUCCUAUAUCUUGGAAGAGUGUAUGAUUUGACAAGCUAAUGAAGUAAAAGCCACUGAAUCAACCUAACCGUGAUGUGAUUGAAUCCUUGUAUAAGGGUUUCCUAUGGUGAGAUUAUGUAAUGACUUCCUAUGAUCUUAUAUACAAAAUGUGCAUGUGAAUGAUAUAGUUAUAUGAUGGUUUUCUAUGUGUUUACUACAUUGAUAUGAUAUUGGAGUGCAUGAUGAGAUGAAUAGAUGUGUGUGUUAUCGAAUGAAAUCUCUUGUGUCGUGAUCUAUCUGUGACUGUGAUGUGGUAUAUGGCAUGUGUUGUGAGACCAUGCUUGAAAAUGACUAUGUAUUGUCGGUUGUUACAGUAGGGUAAGUGAUAUGAAUGUGUCAUGGAUGAUAGGAGAAGUACUUCGGGGGUACAACAUCACUCGUUACUAUUUUGGUAUUGAUGUUUGUAUUAGGUUAUUGUUUACUCAUUGAGUGACGUCUCACCCCUCGUUAAUAUUUUUUUCCCAGAUUCAAAGGGAUCGUGAUAGAAGAAAACAAGUCGGUUGUCGUGAGGUGGAUGGCGGAACUGAACUCUCCACAUGUUUUUAUUCGGUAUAAGAAAUUAUUGCUAGUGACGUGUCAAUGGUGUAAGGGUGUUACAAUUAGUUCUCUAGACUGUUGGUGAGUCGUGUAUGAACCCGUUCAUACUUGUGAUUAAAAUACAUAAAAAGUAUUAUACUAAUUAGGGUUAAAUGAAGAAGGCAAAGAAAGAAAUAAAGAAAGGGUUAUGGAAGGCGAGUGAAAAAUGAAACGAAAAGAAAGUAGAUGAUGGAAAGGUUUUGACCAAUUCUUUUAGUUGGUCGUUAAUACAACAGUUAACCUUUUUCACCAUAGCAAUUUAUUGACACUUGCUUGUGUAGAUAUCACAUAUUUUGUUAUAUGUAGUUAGUAGAAGUUUGUUUAGUACCCCGUAAAUGUACUAAAUGAGUUUACAAAUUCGCUCUUGCACUAUUUUAGAGUUGUCUCUCUUUUAUCAUUUAUUUAAUGUUUCACCUAAUGAACAAAUAUAAAAUGGUCGAGUCUUCUCGUACAGUUGAGUGAUACAACAUCUUGUAUGGUACAAACUAGGGGUGGUAAACGGUAAGCCGGUAAACGGUUUACAGUUUUACCGAACCGGUAACCGGCGGUAAACGGUAAACCGUUUACCGAUGGCAUAGGCGGCCGAGCGGGAACUUGGGCGACUGGGUUUACCGGACACGGUAUCGGUAAAUACCGACGGUAAGUCAGUAAUACCGAUACCGAAAUCCCCCCUGCGCCGCGCAACCACCUGUCCAGCCCAACCAAGGAUCUAAAUGUCGAAGAAGCUAUCUCCUGCAUUUGAUUGAGUUCAUUUAGAGUUCCACGGAUCCAUGAGGCUGUAACAAUGGAUCGGGCUCUGAAAGCUGCGAGAGCCUCUGGUUCUCUCAACCUCUCCAAUCACUCUCUCAGGCAAGUUCCCGUCCCUCCCAAGCUUUUAAACCCCUUCGUACGGCUUCAUUCCGAUGAAUAUAAUUCGCAUUUGGGAUUCCAGGGAUGUCCCCGACGAGGUGUACAAAAUUUCCGAUGCUCUCGGCGAGGGCGAGAAAUGGUGGGAGGCGGUUGAGCUCCAAAAGCUGAUCUUGGCUCACAAUGAGAUUGAGUUGUUGAAGGAGGACUUAAGAAAUUUGACCCAAUUGACUGUGCUUAAUCUUAGCAACAACAAGCUUCAAGAGCUUCCCUCUGCCGUAGGAGAGUGAGCUCUCUUUACCUUGCUUCCUAUCUCACCUUCUCACGGUAUUUCGGUAAUACCGGUUUGUAACCGUUUACCGAUAAUUCGGUAAUCGGUAAACCGAUUACAAAUCGGUAUCGGUAAUCGAUUCCAAUUUAGCCACUGUCGGUAUACCGAAACCGGUACCACCCCUAGUACAAACUAAAUUUAUACUUUUAUGUUAUAAAUUUUUUAUGCAACAGUAACUCUAAUCCAAAUUUAACUUUAUAUUAAAAUUAAAUUUGGAGUAUCAAAAUGUAAAAUGUACAAAGUGACUAAAUUUAUACUUUGAUGUUAUGGUGGAUUGGUUCAAAAUAAUUGGUGGAUUGGAUUCAUGAAUUCAAGUGAAAUCUAAACAAUGGACCAAUAUGUAAAUGAAAUCUAAACAUUGGACCAAUAUGUAAAAUUUAAAAAUUGUAGGUACAGAAAUCUCUUAAAAUUUAGAUACCAAAACAUAAUUAUUCAUUGAUUUUACAUUAAAAUUAAAUUUGGAGUAUCAAAAUGUAAAAUGUACAAAAUGACUAAAGUAGCAAUUUUUUAUGCAACAGUAACUCUACUCCAAAUUUAUAUAUAGUAAUAUGAUACGAAGUCUAUCUCUUACCCAUUUUUACAGUCAAAUUAUUCUUGACUUACUCACAUUAUACUUUGAUGGAGCUAAGCGAUGCCAUAUGGGAGAGAGAGAGAGAGAGAGGUGAAUGAUUACUUAUUUAUUAGCCUUUUUUUUUUGUGUGGUGAAAUGACAACGAUUAUGAUUCUUUCUUUCAUGGCAGAAAAAUAAACAGUAGAAGCAGGCAGGCUGGGCUCAUUCAUAAUAAUAAUAAUAAUAAUAAUAAUAAUAAUAAUAAUAAUAAUACCCAUAUUUACAUCCUUGGGCACAUUUGUUGGUUUAUGUCUCCAUCCAUCCAAACAAACACAUUUAUUUAUUAGCUACAUAAUCAUUAUUUUUUAUUAACUUACAGUUCUUUAAUUUCAUCUGUAAAUUUUCUACAGCAAUUCCUCUAUCGACUAACUGACCAACCACUAUCUUCCAAACAAAUGGGGGUAGUUAAUUGAUAGCUUCUGUACUCUUUUAUAUAACCAAUCGAGGACUGAAAAAUGUUUUCUUAUACAUAGAAGAGAAGACUAUGGAGAUUUUAUUAAUUUAUAUUACACCGUCCAGUCUUAAUUAAUCUGCAAUAAAUUUAAACGGUCUGUCUAUCGAAUCAAACCAAGUCUCCUGUCUGUUCCAUUCUGCGAGGCAUCAAAAUGCGCCACUUUGUUUGCGACACAUGUUGCCAUUGUACAAAAGCAUUUACCAAGCUCCAUCGAUCUUAUGUAGUCCCCUUUUCUCCAAAGCAUAUACAACGCAAUGCAAGCUUCCUCUGCCCCCUGGCGAGCCUGCAGAUGGAUGAUGUUUACAGUCUUCAAUGAAAUUAAGGCUCCAAAAUCUCCUCCUCCGCCAUUAAUAAACUUGGGCAAGCAUUCCUGUCCUUCCUACCAAACCACAGCAAGCAAACCACUACACUACUCCAUUCCGCCAUUCCUCUCUAGCUACUUCUUCUGUCGACAAAAGGUUUACUUAAGGGUAAAAGCUCUAUUAAUUAACAAUCUAAAGAACCAUACUUUUUGUUUGUCUGCAACCAAGACAGCUACUAGCUAAUUAGUUCCACAUAACCGGCGAUGAACCCGGCCGGUAACCCACUAUUAUUCCUCGGAUCGUGAGACAAAACUGUUAAAACAGGGGAGGGGAUCCUCUGUUUUCAGUGAUGCCGGACACGGAGGAAUCAGCUUCGGCGACUAGAUAAAUCGAUUGCCCACUAUUCAACAUCGGCUCUGUUAGUGUUGUGGUAUAUGAUCCACGAUUGAACCUCUCCCAACAACUCGAGUUAUUGGGAUCAACUGGUUCUUGACAUGGUAUCAGAGCAUUCUAUGACCAAGAGGUCUUGUGUUCGAUUCCUGGUGACCCCCAUUUGUUAAGCACAUGGUAUUCUUGUCUUCAAACCUAACUAACUGGUUCUUGACAGGCUCAAAGAAUUAGAAUUGGCCGGGGAAGGAAUUUUCUUCAAAUCUCCCUCACUCCGAAAGGCAAUAAGGGAAUAGCUAGCUGAUACUCCGGAAAUUUAUGGCCUGGGUAAGGAAGCCAAGGCAGGGGAGCUCCGGCAGCUAGGGCUGGCAAAUCGGUUGCCGGUUAGCGGUUAGCCGCCGGUUAUAACCGAAAACCGAUAGUAACCGACUAACCGAAAACCGGCAAAAACCAACCUCGGUCGGUGUUCGGAUGCGUAUCAGAGGACUCCCGCUAGCCGAAUAACCGGACAUAAUUAAC